CUGGUCGUCAGAAAAGCUGUUUUGUUAAGAAAGAUAUGACUGGUGUAAAGAUUGAAAAUGUUUUUCUUUACUGUUUGGGAAAGAUAAUCACAAGUCUUAUUGAGAAAAGUUAAGUUUAUUUCACUGCGCGUCAUGAUUUCCAAACGGAAGCCAAAAAGUGACAGAAGAAGAAGAAAAGUUUCUCGGCGAAGAUAAAAAAUGGAGGCGGAAUAAAAACACACCAGAUGAAGAAAUGAGUUUCUGUGUCCCCGUUAACUCGCGGCUACUGUUCCGGGCCUGCGAUGAGGGCGACUACGACACGGUCCGGGGCGUCCUGGAGCCGGGGGGCCAGAGGGAGUCGGGUCGGCAGAGCAGGCUGAGGUCGGAGGCGGGCUCGGAGUGCCUGGCCCCGGACCUCACUCCGUCCCUGGUGCCGGUGGACUGCACGGACGAGGAGGGGAACACCGCCCUGCAGUUCGCCUCGGCGGGGGGCCACGAGAACCUGGUCCGGUUCUUGCUGCGGAAGGGAGCGUCGGUGGACAGCCGGAACAACUACGGCUGGAGCCCGCUGAUGCAGGCAGCCAGGUUUGGUCACCUGACUGUUGCCCAUCUCCUCCUGGAGAAUGGGGCGGAGAUAAACGGGCAGAACCGAUUAGGGGCGAGCGUCCUGACCAUGGCGGCCCGUGGGGGUCACGUCCACGUGGCCAAGCUGCUCCUGGAGAGCGGGGCCUUCGUCGAUGACUACGACCAUCUGACUGUCACAGCGGAGUCGGUAUCCAGUGGCAACAACAACAACAGCUGCAGUGCAGCUGGGUUUGGACCGGCUGAGUGCAGUCCAGGAGGAGAAGGAGGCAGAGACUUCAUGGACAUCACGGCUCUGAUGGUGGCGUCUCAGCAUGGGCACGAGGCCACCGUCCACCUGCUGCUGGAGUGGGGCUCUGACGCCAACUUCACCCACAGAACCACUGGCUGGGGUCCUCUGAUGGCGGCCACCCUCAGUGGGAAGGAGGCUGUAGCUCGGCAGCUGGUGGACCGGGGAGCCGACCCGGACCGGGUCAACGUUUUGUCCAAGACAGCCUUCGAAUUGUCCCUGCAGUUAAAACAGAGAGACAUCAAGGGGUUCCUGGACUCCAUAACCACCGUCAGACCUCAGACCGACGACGAGAGGAAAAGGCCCGACGUGUUCAGCGCCCUCAGACUUGGAAACUCCCAGUUGGUCAAAGACAUCCUGGAGGAGGACCCCGCUCAGGUGAACUCGUCCAAUCAGGAGGGAGCGACGCCUCUGAUGAUGGCGGCGGUGAGCGGGCAGCUGGAGGUGGUGCAGCUGAUGGUGGAGACGAACGCUGACGUGGACAAACAGGACGGCGUCCACGGGUGGACGGCUCUGAUGCAGGCCACGUACCACGGUAAUAAAGACAUUGUGAAGUACCUGUUGAGUCAAGGAGCCGACGUCAACCUUCGAGCUAAGAACGGCUACACAGCCUUUGAUCUGGUUAUGCUGCUCAGUGACCCAGACACAGAGCUGGUUCGUCUGUUAGCGUCGGUGUGCAUGCAGGUAGACAAAGAUAAGCCCAAACACCGGGGCAGAGCUUUCAUUACGCGCUCUAAAAGCAGACAGUCUCUCAACAACGUCCCGGUUCCGCCCGAUGACAGGGGAGGCCUGAAGUCCUGGUGGAGCAGGAUGUCAAAUCGCUUCCGGCGGCUGAAGCUGACUCACACCCUGCGGCACAGCCUUUCAACCAAUCGGCUCGCUCAGUUUCCCGACGAUGCUGAAACUCCUCUGGACGUCACGAUGAGGGCGGAUUCCAAGGCUGCGGCUAACAAGGCGGUGGCUGCUGUGGCUAACGAGGCAGCGACACCGACUUCUGCCCCGGGAGUGAACGAUACGAGCACCGUUUGGGCGGUCAAGACUAAAGAUACCGGUCAAUGCAGAACGUCUUCAGAGAAGGACGACGUUUUCAUAACAACCAUGCUACGAAGCGGCGCGCCGCUCACCCGGCUUCCUAAAGACGAGCUGAAAGCGGUGAUCCCUCCCUUCUUACCUCCGUGGAACUCGGACCGCUCACUUUUCCCCCGAGAGGGGAAGAGCGAGCCGCCCCGCCUGCCCAUGCCGCCUCAGAGGAAGCUCAACAGCAGCAGGAACUCGGACAUCACGUCCAUCACUCGUGUGGUCAACCGGUCCAUUAAGUUCCCCAGCAUCUCCAAAGGACCCUCCUCAUCCUCACCCUCCAACUCUGGUCACUACCACUCCCCCCACUCCUCCGGUGGCUCAAACGGAGUCGCCGGGCUCAACCGCUCAGGGGGCAGCGCAGACAGCGUUCUGUCCCAGAUAGCGGCUCAACGUAAAAGAGCAGCGGGCCUGAUGGAGGUGAAGGCUCUACCUGCAGACAAACAGCAGAACCCGGCUCCACUGCCAGCUCCGGGACUCGGUCCGCAGCCUCCUGACAUCAGCCUGCCGGACAUCCCGCCCCACCCCAGCCUGGUGUCCUCCGAGGUCCACCCAAGAAGGAUGAUGGCGCUGAAGAAGAGAUCUCAGUCUGGGACUUCCUCCACCUCCAAGAGCACGUCACCCACUCUGACCCCGUCUCCAUCCCCGACACCAAAGAUCCCCCCUGGACCGGGGGACUCUGUGUCCUCGGCCUCUUCCCAGCCACGCUCCAGGAGCAGCGGGGGCUCCAGCAGCGGGACCAUCACAGAUGAAGAUGAGCUGUCCAGUAUUUUGAAAAAACUCUCCCUUGAGAAAUAUCAGCCAAUAUUUGAGGAACAGGAGGUGGACAUGGAAGCCUUCCUGACGCUAACGGACGGAGACCUGAAGGAGCUGGGGAUUAAAACCGACGGGCCCAGACAACAGAUCUUGGCGGCCAUAUCAGAGCUCAAUGCUGGGAAGGGUCGGGAACGGCAGAUCCUUCAAGAGACCAUCCACAACUUCCAGUCCUCCUUUGGCAGCAGCGCCAGCAACCCAAGACAACCUCAGUCUCCAACAACGUGGACAAGACAUCAGGUCCGUUCGUCCAAUAGAAGGUAG
Messenger RNA from Nematolebias whitei (Rio pearlfish), 3004 nucleotides. RefSeq names its product ankyrin repeat and SAM domain-containing protein 6. Gene Ontology annotation, cellular component: cytoplasm. The record is from RefSeq and is a predicted model, not a curated record. The transcript is spliced from 18 exons. Gene Ontology annotation, molecular function: protein binding. The coding region runs from base 233 to 3004 and encodes 923 amino acids. Gene Ontology annotation, biological process: innate immune response. NCBI's taxonomy places the organism in Eukaryota, Metazoa, Chordata, Actinopteri, Cyprinodontiformes, Rivulidae.